UGGUGUGUCAGAACAACACGUGUUUUUGAAAUUUCAAAAAUUAAUUUUUGCAGGGAAAAUGGGUCGAAAAAUACCAGGAAAGAAACAUCAUGGAGUAAAGGAUCCACUAAAACAACAAGCGAAGCGUCUAGAAGAAUUAAAACCAAAAAUAAAUGCCCCGCCAAAAGACGUCGAUGACCAAGCAAUUCCCAAAAGCCUCGAACGCGUUAUCAGUCUCAAAAAUAAAUUUAAAAGCGGAAUAAUAAUAAAAAAGAAGAAAAGAAAGUCAAAUCGUGGCUUGGUGAUUUUGGGUCCGCAAAACCCUAAACUGCCACAUCCGAAAUCAAAACCCGAAAAAGUCGUUCCUAUUUUCAAUCAAAGAGUUGGAGAAACUCCAGAAGCUUUUAUGAGGCGCGUCGGCAGAGAAACUGAGGCUUUUCUUCACGAAACCAAAUUUGAGCACAAAUUUAAUGUCCAAGUGAAACGCAACGAGGAAACUGGAGAGUACGUGGGACUUGAAAAAAGGCCAAAAGACGAGCUUGAGGAAUUGUUGAAUUUGAAGUCCAAACAUAAGAAUAUAAAAAAGAAGAAGAAAGCGAAAAAACCGGAGGUGGAAGUGAAAUUGUCGAAAGAGCAGAAACGGAAGAGGAAAAUAGAAAUGAAAAUGGACAAAAAAUUUCAGGACCAGAUUGACGAGUUUCAAACUUUUAAGGACCAUGUCGAAUUUGGCGAAGUCGCUCAUGCACCUCCGGAAUUGAAAGUGCGACCUUCGAAAGCUGACAAAGAAUCGAGUGUUAGGCCCGGCAGGAGAAAGUUACUGUUGAAUUCCUUGCUCAGUCAAAAUAAGGAGUCAGUUAAGGAAAUUUCGAAGAAAAUUAUCAACAGGGCUGGAAAGAGAAAAGAUUUGCCAGUCGGAGAAAGAUUGCGACUGGAAAAGCAACAAAGUGAUGCUGUUGCGGCUUACAGAUUAUUAAAAUCUAAAAAACAAGGAUAGGAAUUUAGUUAAAUUGGCAAAUUUGUAUUUACAUUUUUAUAAA
This is a messenger RNA of Belonocnema kinseyi, 1016 nucleotides long. Its product is annotated as coiled-coil domain-containing protein 137. The record is from RefSeq and is a predicted model, not a curated record. The transcript has 3 exons. The coding region runs from base 59 to 973 and encodes 304 amino acids. Lineage: Eukaryota; Metazoa; Arthropoda; Insecta; Hymenoptera; Cynipidae.